GGCCAGAGGCGUUGGAGAACAGAACAAAGGUGGAGACUGCGAUUCACUUCCACUCCCUUCCCCACUGCCUUCCUCCUCUCACUCUCACUCCCCCUGCGACCGCCGCCGAGAGGCCAUGGCGGAGCAAGCUCCACUGGCGCCGAUGCCUCGAGUCAAGCUCGGCACCCGGGGCCUAGAGGUGUCCAAGCUGGGGUUCGGGUGCAUGGGGCUCACGGGCGCGUACAACUCGCCGCUCGACGACGACGCCGGCGCCGCCGUCAUCGCGCACGCCUUCCGCCGCGGCGUCACCUUCUUCGACACCUCCGACGUCUACGGCCCCCUCGCCAACGAGAUCCUCCUCGGCAAGGCGCUGAAGCAGCUGCCGCGGGAGCAGGUGCAGGUGGCCACCAAGUUCGGGAUUCGGCGGGGCGCCGACGGCGUGCGCGCCGUGUGCGGCCGGCCGGAGUACGUGCGCGCCUGCUGCGAGGCCAGCCUCGGCCGCCUCGGCGUCGACUACAUCGACCUCUACUACCAGCACCGCGUCGACACCACCAUCCCCAUCGAGGACACGAUUGGUGAGCUCAAGAAAUUGGUGGAGGAGGGGAAGGUGAGGUACAUUGGGCUAUCGGAGGCGAGCCCUGACACCAUCAGGCGAGCUCAUGCCGUGCACCCAAUCACUGCAGUUCAGAUGGAGUGGUCUCUCUGGGCUCGUGACAUUGAACCCGAAAUUGUGCCGCUCUGCAGGGAGUUGGGCAUUGGAAUUGUUCCCUACAGCCCUAUCGCCCGCGGGUUUUUCGGAGGGAGAGGAGUGACAGAACAAUUGUCUGCUGAAUCUAAUUUGCAAGGACAUCCACGAUUUUCUGCUGAAAAUUUGGAGAAGAAUAAACAGCUUUAUCUGAAAACGGAAGAGCUGGCCAAGAAGCACCAGUGCAGCCCUGCUCAGCUAGCUUUAGCUUGGGUUCUUCAUCAAGGGGAUGAUGUGGUCCCAAUACCAGGAACAACCAAGAUAAAAAACCUAGAUGCCAACAUUGACUCCUUAAAGGUGAACCUCACGGAUGAUGACCUGAAAGAGAUCUCUAGCCAGGUACGCGAAGAAGAUGUCGCUGGUGGAAGACAGUAUACCUCAUUUGCACAUUACACCUGGAAGUAUGCUGACACGCCAAAGAAGUAAAGCUAAAAAAAUAUUAGUAUAUCAAAGAUAUUGCCUGAUUGCUAUUCUCCCUGCGUAUGUGCUGGAUGGUGUUAAAUGUAUGCCUUGUGAAUGCUCUCUGCGGUUCUAAUAAUGUACUGCCAAUAACAAAUUACUGCACUUCCACUCGCCUUUGAGAGCUUCACGAAACAUAUAAAACUUGCUUAAGCACAAUUUUUAUGUCUGCAUUCUUUUA
Oryza sativa Japonica Group (Japanese rice) is the source of this 1364-nucleotide messenger RNA. The record is from RefSeq and is a predicted model, not a curated record. NCBI's taxonomy places the organism in Eukaryota, Viridiplantae, Streptophyta, Magnoliopsida, Poales, Poaceae.